Messenger RNA from Cylicocyclus nassatus, 2427 nucleotides. The record is from the annotation of a GenBank genome assembly. NCBI's taxonomy places the organism in Eukaryota, Metazoa, Nematoda, Chromadorea, Rhabditida, Strongylidae.
AUGAAAAUAGAUGUGGACGGCUUGGAAGUGUACUUUCCAUACGACUAUGUUUAUCCAGAGCAAGUGCUGUAUAUGCAAGAAGUCAAGAAGGCCCUCGAUGCUCAGGGACACUGCCUUCUGGAAAUGCCUUCGGGUACAGGAAAGACAGUGUCAUUGCUUUCAUUGGUGGUGGCGUACAUGAGGAAGUUCCCUGAUCGCCUUGAUAAGCUGGUAUACUGUUCGCGAACCAUCCCCGAAAUUGAAAAAUGCGUUGAGGAGCUGCGUGCUCUGUACAAGUACUACGAGCGACAAACUUCGAGUGCUCCUCCAAUGGUUGCUGUUGCAAUGUCGGCGAGGAAAAAUCUUUGCAUUAACGACUCGGUGUGGCAGCUUAGGCAAGGAGCCCUUGUCGAUGGUGCUUGUCAGAGGCUUACAGCUAGCUUUGUUCGUGCCAAACGUCAGUUGGAUCCCUCCAUUCCAUCAUGCCCAUUUUUCGAGAAGCUAUCAGCGCAACAACAUUUCUCCCUUCCAAGCGGUGUCUGGAAUUUGAGUGAUCUCAAACAAUUUGGACGUGAGCGUGGUUUGUGUCCUUAUUUUAUAUCACGCGAAGCUAUCAGGAGUGCAACAAUCGUAGUUUAUUCCUAUCAUUACAUUCUUGAUCCAAAAAUCGCGGAAUUGGUAUCUAAAGACUUCAGUCGAAGAUCGUGUGUGGUGUUCGAUGAGGCUCAUAACAUCGACAAUGUCUGCAUUGAAUCUAUGUCCAUCACUGUUUCACAAAAGCAAAUCGAGAAAGCUUCGCAAGAACUCAUCUCACUAGAAUCCGCCGUUCAGCGAAUGAAGUCGGAAAACUCUGAGCGCUUGCAGAACGAGUAUGAAAAACUAGUCGAAGGAUUGCGGAGGAGCGAGCAAGAAAGAGCUAACGAUGAACGUCUUGCAAAUCCUGUCUUGCCAGAUGCAAUCUUGCAUGAGGCUGUUCCUGGAUCUAUACGAACUGCGCAGCAUUUCGUGCUGUUCAUGAAACGAGUUGUUGAGUAUGUCCGUCACCGAAUGCGUACUUCACAGGUAGUGCUCGAGAGCCCGGCAGCAUUUGUGAAAGAUAUUCAAGAUCGGAUGUACGUUGAUCGAAAACCUUUGAGGUUCUGUGCCGAGCGACUUGAUAAUUUGAUGCGAACCCUUGAGCUAGCAGAUGUCUCAAAUUUCCGCUGUUUGAUGCAAAUUGCCAUCCUUUCUACUCUAGUCAGCACUUACUCAAAGGGUUUUUCUAUCAUUAUUGAACCGAGCGAGGGAAGCACACCUGGACAAUUGACUUUAUCAUGCAUGGAUGCUUCAAUCGCUAUCCGACCAGUAAUGGAACGUUUCCAAACGGUAGUUAUCACUUCUGGAACGCUAUCACCAUUGGAGAUGUAUCCGAAAAUUUUGGACUUUGAACCAGCUGUCAUGGCUAGUCUUACAAUGACGUUGGCUCGGCCUUGUUUGAGUCCAUUAGUAGUAGCAAGGGGUAACGAUCAGGUUGCGAUGACUUCCCGCUUUGAACAAAGGAGCGAUGUUGCUGUAAUUCGAAACUACGGUAACUUAGUGCUUGAAAUGGCUGCAGUGGUUCCAGAUGGAAUGGUUGUAUUCUUCACCAGCUAUAUAUACAUGGAAUCUGUGAUCUCUGUGUGGUACGAGCAGCACGUUAUCGACGAGUUGAUGAAAUCGAAGCUCCUAUUCAUUGAAACAAAUGAUGCUCUUGAAACAUCAGUGGCCUUGGAAAAGUAUGUAGAUGCAUGUGACAGUGGCCGCGGUGCAUGUUUGUUCUCUGUCGCUCGAGGAAAAGUUUCGGAAGGAAUUGACUUUAGUCAUCAUUUGGGGCGCUGUGUUAUCAUGCUUGGCAUUCCAUAUGUGUAUACCGAGAGCCGAAUUUUGCGAGCGAGACUUGAGUAUUUACGCGACCAAUUCGGCAUCAAAGAAAAUGAUUUUCUCACGUUUGAUGCCAUGCGACAUACCGCACAGUGCAUGGGUCGAGCUCUUCGAGGUAAAACCGACUAUGGUCUCAUGAUUUUCGCUGAUAAGAGGUUUUCCCGACAAGAUAAGCGUGGAAAACUACCUCGCUGGAUGCAAGAAUAUCUUGAACCAGCCUCGACAAAUCUCAGCAUUGACGAGGCUGUACAACUUGCUCGUCGGUGGCUGACUUUGAUGGCACAACCCUUUACCAAGUCUGAUCAGCUGGGCAUCUCGCUGCUGACGUCGGACAUGCUGUCCGCGAAGGCUAUGAAGAAGUUCGAGCGUGUUGUUGAGCAUGUUGACUGAAGCUUUUCGAAUUCCGGUGUUGUUGGUCUGUUUGCUGUUGUUUUAUUGUAUCACUUGUUAUAUCUUUAAGAUUGAUACGGCUAUCAAAACAAUCUCAUCCUGAGUUAAGUUGCACAUUUUAUCAGAAAUUGUUAUACUUCCGGCAUAAAAGUUCAGACG